CGUGUCAUCGGUGUUGUAGACAAAGUGAGCGAAGAAAACGAAAGUGCAUCCAGUGGGAGGAGUAAACACACGAGUGUCACCAGCAAGUGUUCAGGUCUAACCCGCUGAGCACGAUGACUUGAAAAUGGGACCACAAACAAUACCUCUGAUGCGUGCCCCACUGUGACCUGACAUACUGCGCCAUCAAGACGCACUUGAGUUACAAUGUGAUGGAUCCUGCUGGACCGCAACCAGGACCACCCCCUAUACCAGCACGUAGACUGCUCCACAGACAAAACGCAAAGUGUGACCACUCCGCAUCUGUGACAGAAACUGAAUUUCCGUCUCAUGUUUACGAGGACAUCGAUAUUAAUGUCGAAAGUUAUCAAGUGCCGAGAGUCAUACCCCCGCCUCUUCCGAAAUCUCGGCCUGAAUCCCAGACUCAAGGCCGAGGACGUCCCCAAGGUGCUCAGCAAGGGGGAUAUGUGGCUCUCCGACCCCGCCGUGCCGCCCCACCGGUCCCGAGUGCAAAGGCUCCAAGUGGACAAGACCACAUUUCCCCACCUGUACCACCCAGGAAACACGCGCCGCUCGGCCACAACAGAACCAGGUUCUCCUGUGAUCUGACUGUCCCUGUCCACAAUUUGGUCCGGUCCAACACACAAAUAGAUGACCUGGAUAAAUGGAUCAUCAAACUGACCGACGCUCCAGAAGGCAGCACAACGGUGAUGGCUGCAUUCUGUCAGGCCACAUCCAGGCUGCUGUCACGCUACAAGCACACGCAAGUGGCUCACAACACGGGCACGGUGUGUGCUCGAGUGUCACGCGUCCAUCCCGCGCUCCUGCAGCAGGUCGAGCUGAUUGUCAACGUGGCGAUCGAAAAUGAAAGUCACCAGCUUCCAAUCUCAACCACAGUGAACAGGACAGUGCAAAGUUUCAUCGAUGAGAUCUUCCAGCUGUUCGAAUUCGCUCGCAAACCCACCGGCCAUUAUGUUCUCAAGUUGUGCAACUCGGAGGAGUAUCUCCACAAUGACCAGCUGCUUGGUGUGCACGAGGUCGUUCAAACACACUGCAAGUUCAACAUGGACCUUCCCCUCCGACUGCUCCACUCCAGCAGCCGAAGACGCAGCCUGGCCAGGGAUGAAGGGGACGACAAACCUUCGGGUCAUGUCUACGAGCUGGUGAGACCCGUCUGCGUCUUCAAUGCUUGCAAGUUGAGCCUGCAGAAUGUGCUCUUAAGCUACAGCAGGGAGGAGGUCAUGCUGAUGAGAAAUAAAUCAGGGAUGAACGUUAACGUCAUGGUGACCCACGUUCGCACCAUUACCGAUCUCCUGUGCGGCCUCUCAGGCGAGGAGCUGGAAGACGCCAUUGGCCGGCUCAACAGAGUCAACCCCAUACCUCUAAGCUAUGAGGAAAUGUCAGAAUGUGAGAGUGCCAUGCGGGUGCUGCACGAGUCCCUGCUGAAAGUCAUGCAGAGCUUCUUUGCAAACUUCCUGUCCAACUUCAGAACUCUGGACAUGGCCAGCAAACCUCAGACUCGUGAUGUGGAGGAUAACGGUGAACUCUUACGGUUCAACGUGGCCGCGCUCUAUAAACUGCAACCCAGCUGGCUGGCAACAUUUGCCUGCUUUUCAAUUUCCUGUGAGCUGACUUAUGGGGAAACUCAGAUUUGCUCAGCCGUGGUUUCUGAAAACAUCAGCACUACUUUAUCAUUUGAGAAGAAAAUACGUUGCAACCGCAUGAUGGCGUUUCCUGUCCCAGUAAAGCAGUUGCCCUACGAGAGCAUGCUGACCUUCCAGCUGAUUGGCUCAAAGCGAGGAAAGAGCCCCGAGCUGCUGGCAUGGGCUGUUCUACCUCUUUACAGCAACAGAACCCUGGCCAGAGGGACCAUCCUGCUCAGUUUGUCCAAGUUGGCCAUGCUGUCUUCUCCCCCCUCCCCGGCCCUUUUUGACAGCCACCGACAAACACUGGGGGUCAUUCUGCAGGUUGAGUUUCCAGAUGAGGUCACCUGGACGUAUCUGCGGCCUGUCGCGCUCCCCGGCUCCUUCAUAUUCUCCCCGCCUUGUGAAGAUCUGGAAAAGAAAAUGUCACAAGUAUCCAAGAAGCUCUGCCUUUGCUUUCUUUCAGAAAAUGAGAAGAGCUUCCUGUGGAGUAAACGUCACAGCUGUGACAAAGCAAGCACCUUCCUCCACCUGGUGUUAGGUGGUGCUCCCAAGUGGCAGUCUGAGGACCUGACAGAGAUCUACACAGUUGUGGACCGCUGGGCCAUCCACCUUCCCGAGGAAGCCCUCUUCCUGCUCACCGAUAAUUUUCCAGACCAGACAGUGCGUGAGACCUCUGUGCAGUAUUUUGUGCAAAUACCCGAUGAUGAGCUGGAGCUGUUUUUGCCGCAGUUGGUCCAGGCUCUGAAGAGCGAAUGGGAGCUAGAUGGAGCUCUAGUCAUGCUGUUGUUGGAGAGAUCUAUAAAAAACAUUCGGAUUGCCCAUCAACUCUUCUGGCUGCUGGAGGACGCUUGCACAGAGCCGCACUACCAGAGCUGGUAUAGUAAAGUGCACGCGGCCCUGCGCUUCUGCUGCGGUCGAGCACUGCGGGAAGAGCUGGAUCGAGAGACCCACUUGCUGUCGGCACUCGUCCAGGUGGCAGAGAAGGUCCGGACGUCGGAGAAGACGCGACGGAAGACCGUUCUAAACAAAGAAAAGAUGAAGAUUGAGAAGUUUUUCAGUGAUGGGGGAAGCUGCCGUCUCCCUCUGGAUGUUGCGGUCCACAUCAAGGGGGUGGACCUGGAUGCCUGUAAGUUUUACAACUCCAAUACCUCUCCUCUGGGGCUGUCCUUCAUUUGCACUGACCCACUGGCUAAGAACAUCGCUGUGAUCUGCAAGACAGGAGAUAGCCUGCGCCAAGACAUGCUAGUACUGCAGAUGGUUCGUAUGAUGGACAGGGUGUGGCUCCAAGAAGGGCUGGACUUGCGAAUGAUCACCUACAGAUGUCUCUCUACUGGCACAACUCAGGGCCUCAUAGAAGUGGUUCCUGAGGCGGUGACGCUAGGAAAGAUUCAGCAGGAGUGGGGUCUCGGUGGCACCCUUCGACAGGACACCCUGGAGAAGUGGUUCCACAUGUGGAACAAAACCAAGGAUGACUACGAAAAGGCUGUGAUGAACUUCAUUCACUCAUGUGCAGGUUGGUGCGUGGCCACCUUCAUCCUGGGGAUCUGCGACCGCCACAAUGACAACAUCAUGUUGAAGCACAGCGGGCACAUGUUCCACAUCGACUUUGGCAAGAUCAUGGGCAAUGCACAGAAGAUCGCAAACUUGAAAAGGGACCGAUCACCGUUCAUCUUUACGUCGGAGAUGCAGCAUUUCAUCACAGGCGGUGGGCAGAAGCCUCAGCGCUUGCAUCGCUUUGUGGAACUCUGCUGUGAAGCUUACAACAUCAUCAGACACCGAUCUGGCCUCAUACUCAGCCUGCUGGAGCUCAUGACCAACGCAGGAAUGCCCGAACUGAAGGACUAUCAUGAUCUGCAGUACGUCCAGAGAAACCUCAGACCGCACGACACUGACCUGGAAGCCACAUCCUACUUUACAAAGAAGAUCAAGGAGAGCAUGGGUUCUGUUGCGGUUAAGCUAAACUUCCUGACACACAGCAUGGCCCAAAGGAAGAAGGCAGCGGCGCCCAUCCGUGAUGCCGUUCCUGCUCCGAGCACCAACAUUCAAGACGCCAUCAUCCAGGACUUUAGCAUCAAGGACAAAGUUGCAAUCUACGACCUGACACUGACCAUUGACGAUGGCUAUUGGUGCACCGAAAUGACAUUUGAGGACUUUGAGCUGAUCCAUAAGCAACUGCAGAAACAUUUCAUCGAAUCCGCGAUUCCUCAAUUCCCGUCAUGGUAUAUGAUGUCAUUCAACCCCAAUAGGAAAAUGUCUCAACUGAAUAAAUACCUCAAACAGCUUUUUGAGGGACCUUGCAAGGGAAAUGAAUUUGUGUGCAGCUUGUUCUUGGAUGGGCCCAAAGUGGUGAAAGAAUAUGUGGUAAAAGAAGCUUGUCCUCAAAUCCAGCUGUGCAUUUCUUACAAGGGCUGUAAGCUCUCAGUCUUGGUAAAACACCUCAAGAACAUUAAGAUGCCCAAUGGCUCCAACCCUGAUGCCUAUGUGAUCACGCGUCUGAGACCGGAUCCCCAGCGGAAGUCCAAGAGGAAGACUAAAGUGGUGCGGAAUAAUGACAGCCCAACAUUCAACGAACUGCUGGAGUGGUCUAACGUCCCCCUGCUUUACGGGAUGGUGCUGGAGGUGAGCGUGAAGAGCAAAAAGACGUUUGUCGCUGCCGCCAACAUCAAACUGGACGAGGAGCUGCUCAACAAGGAGACUUGGUUCACAUUGGGAAACUCGGCACUCUGACCUGACUUGUUGCACUGCGGGCCUGUAGCCGACAGGGGGCGCAACCCCAAUAUCUUUUGUCUCAACUACAAUGUAGUGACCGAAUGCUGAUGAAGUUGUAACUGGAAAAAAAACCUAAUGAAGUACACUGUUAUGAAUAUGAACUGCAGUAACUGAAUGCACUGAUUAGUUGUUGUUGUUAAAUGCCAAUGAAUUCAACAAGUCAAGUCAACAGUAUUUAUAGAGCACUUUCAAACAGCCAUCGCUGUAUACAAAGUGCUGUACAUGGAGCAAUUUAACAUCCACAAUAAACUGUAAGACAAAUCGGUAAUAAAGGCGGUAGAAAGCACCAAACAGUAAAAUCAAGAACAAAUCUAAGUCAUGCUGAGUUGAGAAAUCAUGAACAUGAAAAUUACCCCGUACAUUUUUUCCGCCCCAGUGGAUUUCUGUGGAUGGACUAAAAAUAUUUGGACAUGUUUGUAGGAAAAAUUUGCACACACCAUCCCUUUACUGUGACCCCAUGAACUCAUUUAUGGCUGCCCUUUUUUUUCCAGACAAUGCUAUGGCCUGACUAAAUGAAACUCCUCACCCUACUUCAACAUAGUUAAAGAUGCCACUAGAUGGAACCAAAGCAAUUAUUAUAUUUUACAUACAGCGAGUAUGAAUGGGGGCGGGGGGGUUUAAAUGUAUCUGGAGGGGUGUAAGGUGUGCAAAAAAAAAAAUGUUUUGUACUUUGUACGACUUUUGGUGUGAAGUUCACGCAAUAGAUGACAGCAAAAGAACAAAAUUAGUGUUUUGUUUAUGCCAGUGAUUGUCAAAACUUUUAAUAUCAGUACCCUUGUCUUUGUUUUUAAACAUUUGUUUAGGCCAAAUUGUUUUUUUACAUUUUUGGGCCAAUUGAAAUACUGAAGUGUUUUGCAUCGGAGUGAAAACUUCGCUUAGAGUUUUUUUCUCGGUGGUACUUGGUUUAAAACCACUGGUUUUCACAUUUAAGGACAUUUGCAAUUUACAUUUAAGGACAUUUACAAUCUAACAGCAAAAGCUUCAGUUUUUUUCACAAUGUCCAACAACUUCAGCUCUGUCCAAAAAUGGCAUAAGAGACUGUUUGAAUAUCGCCAUAAGUCACAUUUGUAACUAUUUUCAUACUGCGCUGAUAUCACCUUUUUCCGUGAUGCAAUUCUAAAUUUGUUAACAAGGUUGUACAAUCAUGUGGACGGCGGCACCAGGCUUGAGGGACUCAAGUUUGACACCUUUGCUAAUUUGUGUGUAUGUGUGUGAGAAUAAGAUGUUAUUUAAAAAGGAAAAAAAGAAAACACCUUUGCCCAUUACGAGUAGGUAAGACCCCCUCCCACAAUACACCUCACCGGUCACGUAGUUCCUUAUGUUAUCUUAAUGGCAUCCUCCUGCUGACAGCUCUUCUCUCACCACCUCAUUUAUUGGAUUUGUUGAUGAAGCCAGACUGAAAUAGACUUUUAUUCACUGCAUAUACUUCAAUAAUGUAUACCUGUGUGCAUGCUAUUUAUACGAUUCCCUUUUGGAUUCUGCACAUGGGAGGGAAGGAGUGUUGCUUGGGGUGGGUUAAAAAAAAAAGAAGCCUUUUUUUCAGGGUAGAGGCCAUGGAGCGUUACUGUGACCUGGCAUGUUUCAUUAGGUCUCAGCCACAGCAAAAGCGUAGGAUUUAUUGCUCUGAGAGGGAAAACAACUCUGCUGGCAUUAACCGAACUCACAUCAAACAUUCAUUUUGUUACACAAAGCUACAAUCUCACAUGAGGGAUUUGCCCUUCAUUUCGGUUUGUACAAGCUGCAAACAGAUUUUCGCAGGGCCGCUUGUUGGAGUGUUCUGUUCACCCCCUCGUGCAGCGCAGAACUGGCAGGAAUAUAGCACAUCUAUUUUCACACAAUAAAACUGAUAUUUAUAACUGAGGAAA
This is a messenger RNA of Hippocampus zosterae (dwarf seahorse), 6277 nucleotides long. It is a transcript of the gene pik3c2g, whose product is annotated as phosphatidylinositol-4-phosphate 3-kinase catalytic subunit type 2 gamma. The record is from RefSeq and is a predicted model, not a curated record. Bases 210 to 4370 code for a protein of 1386 amino acids. Gene Ontology annotation, biological process: phosphatidylinositol 3-kinase/protein kinase B signal transduction; phosphatidylinositol-3-phosphate biosynthetic process; phosphatidylinositol-mediated signaling. Gene Ontology annotation, cellular component: cytoplasm; phosphatidylinositol 3-kinase complex; plasma membrane. The transcript has 33 exons. Gene Ontology annotation, molecular function: phosphatidylinositol binding; 1-phosphatidylinositol-3-kinase activity; 1-phosphatidylinositol-4-phosphate 3-kinase activity. Lineage: Eukaryota; Metazoa; Chordata; Actinopteri; Syngnathiformes; Syngnathidae.